UUAAUUAAUAAAACAAAAAUAUUUGAUAACAUUUGAUUUGUUUCAUAACCUAGAAAAAUAUUCUCGACAGAUGGCGCUUCGAUGAUACUUGAAAAUAAAUGAACCAUCGUAUCUUUAAAACGUAUUAUCAAUGAAUAAAGUAGUAUCGUUUACGUGAUUUCUGAUUGGUCCGCGCGAGAUAAGACACAAAUUCAAAUAAUAAGCGUAUGGAUAACCGUCGUUUUCCAUGUACGAAGAAAGCGUAACAGAAUUGUCUGCAUGUGUAUCGUUAGAAAAUUUGAUAUACAAUAUAUGAGUUGGUAAUUAAAGUGCAAUUAUUUAAUACGCUUUACAAUUAAUUAGCAAAUGAAAUCUAUACAUUUGCACGACAAUUAUAAAAGGGAUUGACAUAAUUGAAAGUAAUUUUGUUAAGUGUGUGUGUUAUUACGAACGAAGGGGCUAUUGUAGUAAAGGACGAGAUGGAAUCUCGUUUGCCAAAGCCACAAUUCUACAAAAAAGCAACAACUUUAUUGGACUUGGAUAUGAAAAAAAACGACCAAAACAUGACUAAAACUCAAACAGGCAUAACUACGCGUAUAAUGAGUGGUACAAGUACAACAAGACAAUAUAAUAAUAAACCUACAACAGACGACACGAAGAAGGAUAAUAAUGAUGAAAAAUCAACUAACGAGAAUAAUAAACCUUUGGGUCAAACUAUGACGCGUGCUAAAACUUCGGCAGCUAUAACAAGAACCAAUGAAGCAAUAAAAGCUAUGAAAAGGCCAGCACCAAUUGUGACAACCGCUAAUAUGAAAAAGCCCAAAGUUAAAGUUACUACUAAACUUGUUAAUCCUAGAAGAUCAUUUAAAGGUGUAUUGAAAACAAGAAAUGGUAUUGUUAGAUCUACUGAAACUAAUGCUAACAAUAAAACUACUACUUCUACUACUGCUACUACUUCUGCUACUACUUCUGCUACUAACACAGUCGUCAAUAAAUGGGAUUAUAAGGGUCGUUUUGCAAUUGCAAAUAGUGAAUUGAUCAAAUUGCGUGGAACUUUCAAAGAAGUAUCAAGCAAAAAUAAAGAAUAUCAAAAAUUAAUAGACGACUUGAAGGACAAUGAAAAUACGUACAAAUUAAAAGUCAAGGAAUAUGAAACAUUGAAGACAACGUUAACCAAAGAAUUAGAAACAACUAAAGAAGAAUUUAAACAAGUACAAAAUGAAAAGGAAGAUUUUGUCAAACGUUGGAAUAAAGCUGAAGAGGCUUAUACGAAUGUAAUGGAAGAGUUAAAAAAUGUUCAAGAUAAAUGUAAUGAACAGAAAGUUAAAUUACAAGAACAGGCAAUAGAAAUUGAAGAAAUUAAAACUAAAUUGGAACAGGAUGAAAAUCUUAUUAAAGAUUUGACUCUUCAUAAAGAAAAAUUACAAUCGUUUGUACAUCAAAUGGAUAAAGAACGUAGAAUCCUUCAUAAUACAAUACAAGAAAUGAAGGGUAAUAUUAGAGUAUUUUGUCGUGUACGUCCACGAACUGAAAAAGAAUCUUCUAAACCAUUAUGUUUUAUCAAAUUCGUCGAUGAAUGUACUAUAGAAGUAGGAAAAUCAGAUGCAACUAAUUGUAAUGGAAAAGUAAGAAAUGUACGACAAGAAUUUUCCUUUGACAAAGUGUUUCCGCAUAAUGCAUCGCAAGCUGAUAUUUUUGAAGAAUUAUCUCUUCUAGUUCAAUCAGCUCUCGAAGGAUAUAAUGUUUGUGUAUUUGCAUAUGGCCAAACUGGUUCUGGUAAAACAUACACAAUGGAAGGGGAGCCUGGUUUUGAUACAGAAGGCAUGAUUCCCAGAACGGUCAGACAUAUAUUUAAAGAAAUGAAAGAGUUAGAACUUCUUGGAUGGGAAUAUAAAAUAGAAGCUAGUUUCUUAGAGAUUUAUAAUGAACAUAUAGUUGAUCUUCUUGACUCGCAAUGUAAUAAAAUUCAUGAAAUACGUAUGAGAGAUAAUAGAGGUCAUGAUCUUUAUGUGAGCAAUCUUAAAGUUGAAGAGAUACAUAAUGCUGAAGAAUUACAAGAAUGUUUAUUGGCUGCUCAACGUAAUAGAGCUGUUGCAGCUACCAUGUCAAAUGAACGGUCGUCCAGAUCUCAUUCGGUAGCACGUAUAAGAUUAAUCGGUGAACAUAAACUCAAAGAAGAAGUUUGUAUAGGAAAUCUGAAUUUAGUUGAUUUAGCAGGAUCUGAACGAUUAAAGGGUGAAGAAGCAGCUAGAACUGCAGAAACGAAAAAUAUUAAUAAAUCAUUAGCGAAUCUUGGUAAUGUUAUACUUGCACUUUUAAGGAAGCAAGAACAUGUGCCAUAUAGAAAUUCUAAAUUAACGCAUUUAUUAAUGCCGUCUUUAGGAGGUAAUUCGAAAACUCUUAUGUUACUCAAUAUAUCUCCUUUAGACGAAUGUUACAAUGAAACAUUAAAUUCUUUGAGAUUCGCCAGUAAUGUUAAUAAUUGUAAAAUGAAUGUUAGAAGAGUUAAAACUGCGUUAACGAAUACAUCUAAUUCAUCGUUAUCCAGUUCAAGCUCAGAAAUCUGAUCAACAAUUUCUAAUAUUUUACUUGUGCAAAAUAUUUUUUAAACGUAAAACAUUGAUGAUAUGUUUGAUCUUGAAAAACCCGUUUAUCUAUAAUGUUUCAAAAAAAUAUAUAUAUAUUAUUGCGU
This is a messenger RNA of Polistes dominula (European paper wasp), 2671 nucleotides long. RefSeq names its product protein claret segregational. The record is from RefSeq and is a predicted model, not a curated record. Gene Ontology annotation, biological process: microtubule-based movement. Lineage: Eukaryota; Metazoa; Arthropoda; Insecta; Hymenoptera; Vespidae. Gene Ontology annotation, molecular function: microtubule motor activity; ATP binding; microtubule binding.